Molecule: messenger RNA, 1629 nt
Organism: Fusarium keratoplasticum
Lineage: Eukaryota; Fungi; Ascomycota; Sordariomycetes; Hypocreales; Nectriaceae
Product: AA-permease domain-containing protein
Exons: 3
Coding region: 1-1629 (542 amino acids)
Biological process (GO): amino acid transmembrane transport
Cellular component (GO): membrane
Molecular function (GO): amino acid transmembrane transporter activity
Source: RefSeq, a predicted model, not a curated record
AUGGAUCCCCCUCGAACCUCCGAAAAGCAGGACAGUCCGUCUGACCUAAAAGACGUCGAAGCAUCGACUGGCGAAGCAACCCCUAUUGGAGUUGCCAGACAACUCAAAUCCCGUCAUAUCCAGUUCAUCGCCCUCGGUGGCACAAUCGGCACCGGUCUCUUCCUCGGUAUCGGCAGCGCCCUCACACGCGCUGGCCCCUUGUCUAUCUUCCUCGGAUACUCCAUCACUGGGGUCGCGAUAUGGAUGCUCAUGCAGGUUCUUGCGGAGAUGGCUGUCUGGAUCUCCCUACCCGGUGCCAUUCCUCAAUUUUGUGCUCGCUUUGUUGAUCCAGCGUUAGGUUUUGCUGUUGGUUGGAACAACUGGUAUUUCUGUGCCAUAGCUGUUCCCGUCGAAAUCUCCGCCGCUGCAAUUCUCGUAGGUUACUGGACUGAAUCCGUCAACGUCGCCGUCUGGAUCUCGAUCUUCAUAAUCCUCAUCGUCUUCCUGAAUGUCUUUGGUGUCGGGGUCUACGGAGAAGCCGAGUUCAUCUUUGCGUCUGUCAAGAUCAUCACAAUGGUUGGCCUCCUCAUCCUGGCCUUCAUCCUGGAUCUCGGCGGCGGUCCCCGUGGCGACCGUCUGGGUUUCACGUACUGGAACAAUCCUGGGGCCAUGAGGGAAUACAUGACUACCGGAGACACCGGCCGAUUCCUGGGCUUCUUCUCGGUUCUUGUCAACGCCGCUUUCUCUUAUGCUGGUGUCGAAAUUGUUGCCGUCGCUUCUGGAGAAUCUCAGAAUCCCAAGCGCAACCUUCCCAAGGCUGCUCGACGCAUCUUCUGGCGCAUUCUCUUCUUCUACUCGCUGGGUUCUCUGGCCAUUGGCGUCCUUGUUCCCUACAAUGAUCCAGAUCUGCUUUCCCAGCAAGCUGCUGGAGUUCACACAGCUGCCGCAUCGCCUUGGGUGAUCGCCAUUAAGCGGGCCGGCAUCCCCGUCCUCCCGUCCAUCAUUAACGCCGUGAUCCUCUCGUCGGCUUUGUCCUCUGGUAACGCAUUCCUCUACACUGGCUCACGAUAUCUCCUUGCUCUCGCAUCCAAUGGACAUGCCCCCAAGUUCCUACUCAAGACCACCGACUCGGGAAACCCCAUCUACUGUGUCGCUGCCACGGCCAUCUUUAGCCUCCUCACGUACCUUUCCGUCUCCAGCGGGCCGAAUCAGAUCUUCCUGUGGUUCCAAAGCCUUACUACAAUGUGCACACUCAUCACAUGGUCUUCGAUUUGCGUCGCCUAUCUCCAUUUCUACGGCGGCUUGAAAGCAAACAACAUCUCGCGAGAGACUCUCGUCCAUCGAGCCCCUUUCCAACCAUACGGAGCUAUUAUUGCGCUAGUCUUUUUCCUCAUCAUCAUCUUCUUCAACGGCUUUGCAGUAUUCUUUCCCGGAAACUGGAACGUCUACAACUUUGUCACCGCGUACAUCGGAAUCCCCAUUUUUGUCGUGCUCUUCAUCGGAUGGAAGGUUAUCCGCCACACGAAAUGGCUGUCACCCCAGGAGCGGGAUCUUUUUACUGGAAAGGCGGAGAUUGAUGCUCUGGACGAGAUAUGGGAGGAUGACAAGCCCAAGAACAUUUGGCAGAAGAUCUGGAACUGGAUUGCAUAA